Rubroshorea leprosula is the source of this 678-nucleotide messenger RNA. The record is from the annotation of a GenBank genome assembly. Lineage: Eukaryota; Viridiplantae; Streptophyta; Magnoliopsida; Malvales; Dipterocarpaceae.
GCACAAAAUAACUUGUUUUCAAAACCAUUAAGGCAUCAACCCAUUGUGAGUAUUGUAGUGAGGAAGACAGAAGUGGAGGAACAUGAUGAGCAAAAGAAGAAAAGGAAGAAAAAGGGAGAUGCCAGCAACAAAAAACCAUUGGGGUGAUGCUGCAUUUGGAGCUGCAAGUUCAUUUGGUGAAUCUUCAGGUUCCUUAUUGCUGCAGUUGGGGCAUACCCACUCCCUUUCAGACUGUCAAGAUAAGUGCUUAAAGUGUAUCCCUCAAGAGGUGGAGAAAGACAGAACAAGUGAUAGGUUACCGGGCAUGCCUCACAGUGGAGCAAAGGUGGAAAACAAUUUGGCAUGAAGGUUGGAGAUCGGAAAAGGUGCUAGCUUGUUUACUUUUAAAGAUAAGGGGUCACAUCAAAUACCUCCUUGUCAUAGUAGCAUCUGCCUGUGCAUACGUUGAUUGUUGGAUUAGGAGAUGUGAAAAAGAAAAGGGCAAAGAAGACAAAGAAUUUUGUUUGGAUCCUUAUGAAAAUCUAUUGUAUAUAAUCCAUUCAUUACAAUGUCUUUUUUGGACCUUCUACUAGUAGGACCAAUCACUUGCAGAAGAUAAGGAAGAAGAAGAAGAAGAAAAAGAAGAACAAUAAGAGCUAGUAAGGGAAUAUCCUCAGUCAAUCAAAGAUAGUUCCCUUG